Molecule: messenger RNA, 3956 nt
Organism: Alnus glutinosa
Lineage: Eukaryota; Viridiplantae; Streptophyta; Magnoliopsida; Fagales; Betulaceae
Product: kinesin-like protein KIN-7E
Exons: 15
Coding region: 845-3769 (974 amino acids)
Biological process (GO): microtubule-based movement
Molecular function (GO): microtubule motor activity; microtubule binding; ATP binding
Source: RefSeq, a predicted model, not a curated record
CAGAAACUUCAACGACGUUGACGCUCCAUCAGAUUUUCCAGGCGCUUUAGCACAUUCACACAGAGAGGGAGAGAGACAGGGAGAGAGACAGAGAGAGAGGGAGAAACGGUUGGUGUUUGAAGCUUGGAACCGACUCUCUCUCUCGCACAUUGUUUUCGGUUUUGUUUUUUUUGAGAUCGUGGAGGGUGAGAUUUCGCCGAUUUUCACUGUUCCAUCAAACUCCGUUCCGUUUUUCUUUUCCUUCCUUUUUCUCACAGUUUCUUUCAUUUUCCAAUUUUAACCGCUUUAUUCCAGCGUAGAAGCUUCAUCGUCUCUGAUUUUCCCUCAAAUUUGCGCUUCGAAGCUACGUCUUUGGAUACUUAUAUUUGGUUUCCUCGUUCUUAGCAAGUCUGCUUAGCUCGGUGAAAUUGUAUACCUUAUAGAAAAAGCUUUUGAAGAUCUACUGACCACUUCUGAUUUUCAAUUCUUGCGAAGUUCGAAGCGUAUGUUGGAGAUUCGAGAGGACAGCAGGAGCACGGAGUUCGAGGAAGAGAGAGUAGCAGAGGGUUCAGAGAGGAGGCGGAAACGGCGACGUCUGUGGGGGCUCAGCGAAUAAUAUCUGGGAGCUGCAUUUCCGAACGAAUUGGAUUUUGGAGCUGUUCUCUUCGCUAACGGUUUCCUGAAAAGGACAAACAAGCCAGAGAUAUAAAACCGUCUUGCAUUUUUGAGAAGCAAAAGCAACUGAGAGUACUUAACCGCUAGCUCUCGUUUUUCCUCUUUGGGAGUUUUGGAAUUAUGGGUUUAUAUUGAUUGAAUUGGUUGUUGGAUUUUGAAGAGCUGCUGGUAGAAACUGGAGAGUGAGAAAAUGGGAGCUAUAGGUGGGGAAGAGCUAAUGAAGUGGGAGAAGAUGCAGGCAAUGAGUGGUCGUGAGGAGAAGAUUCUUGUGCUGGUGAGGUUGAGGCCUUUGAGCGAGAAGGAGACUGCAUCUAAUGAAGUAGCAGACUGGGAAUGCAUCAAUGACACCACAAUUUUAUACCGGAACACCUUGCGUGAGGGAUCCACAUUUCCAAGUACCUAUACAUUUGACAGAGUAUAUCGAGGUGACUGUUCUACAAGGCAGGUGUAUGAGGAAGGAGCCAAAGCAAUUGCUCUUUCAGUUGUCAGUGGUAUUAACUCAAGUAUUUUUGCAUAUGGGCAAACAAGCAGUGGAAAGACAUACACCAUGGUUGGAAUAACUGAGCAUACAGUGGCAGAUAUAUUUGAUUAUAUACAUAGGCAUGAAGAAAGAGCUUUUGUUUUGAAGUUCUCAGCCAUUGAGAUAUACAAUGAAGCUGUCAGAGACCUCCUUAGUGAAGAUAAUACUCCUCUUAGGCUGCUAGAUGAUCCUGAGCGAGGGACUAUCGUGGAGAAAGUCACAGAAGAAACUUUGAGGGACUGGAGCCAUUUAAAGGAGCUCCUUUCCAUCUGCGAAGCUCAAAGACAGAUAGGGGAGACCUUGCUGAAUGAGAGAAGUUCCAGAUCUCACCAAAUUAUCAAAUUGACGAUUGAAAGUUCUGCUCGUGAGUUCUUAGGCAAAGGCAAUUCAACCACCCUUGCAGCAAGUGUGAAUUUUAUAGAUUUGGCAGGAAGCGAGCGUGCAUCUCAAGCAUUAUCAGCUGGGGCAAGAUUGAAAGAAGGUUGCCACAUAAACCGUAGUUUACUUACUCUGGGAACCGUUAUUCGCAAGCUAAGUAAGGGAAGACAGGGACACAUCAAUUACAGAGAUUCUAAGCUGACACGCAUACUGCAGCCUUGCUUGGGUGGCAAUGCUAGAACUGCCAUCAUUUGCACUUUGAGUCCUGCACGAAGCCAUGUUGAGCAAACAAGAAACACUCUUUUGUUUGCUUGUUGUGCAAAAGAAGUGACAACAAAAGCACAGGUCAAUGUUGUCAUGUCUGAUAAGGCCUUGGUUAAGCAUUUGCAGAAAGAGCUGGCUAGAUUGGAGAGUGAGUUGAGAAGUCCCGCCCCUGCUUCAUCAACUUCUGAUUAUGCUUCCCUGCUGAGAAAGAAAGAUCUCCGGAUUGAAAAGAUGGAGAAGGAGAUUAGAGAGCUAACUAAGCAACGAGAUCUUGCUGAAUCUCGGGUUCAGGAUUUGCUACGCAUGGUCGGAGAUGAACAGAAUUCAAGACAAGCCAGUAUUAGUGAUCAUCAUAAAUCACAAGCGGGAGACCUGUCCGAUGAUGAUUGUUCAGUGUCAGAUUCAUCGAGUGUGGCUGGUUCUUAUUAUCCGAAUGGAGGUGCCAGAAAGUUCAACAAUCCUCAUUAUUAUGAUGGAGACAGCAGGAGCAAUCCUGUGGACCCCUCCUACCAGCUUCGAGAUAACACUGAAGACCAUUCUCUUUCCGAUGAUACCUCUUCACCACUGUCAAUUGGAAAGAAAUUUAUUAGAUCUGAUUUUAUCCAGAGUCAAGAGAAGACUGCAGUUGGAACUGCAGAAGAUCCUGAUGACUACUGCAAGGAAGUUAGAUGUAUCGAGAUGGAAGAGUCAAGCAAGAACAAGAACUCUGAAUCCCAUGCCUUAAGAACUGGUGAAAAUGAAGAAACACUGGCUUUGAGUGUGUCUGGGGAUGUAAGUGGCCAGGAACUGAUGUCGACUCCUGUGAAUGGAAAUAGAGAAGUAAGUCAAAUCCAAAAUGGUCUUGCAUAUGUUGCGUUGGAGCAGAAACUCCACAAUAUAAAAAUGACUAUUGAUUCUAUUUUCAGUUCUUACCCUGAUAAACCAUCUCCGCAGGCCAUUGCAGCUGGUAUGACAAGUGCUAGAGGCCUCAAGUUAACUAGGAGCUGGAGUUGUAGGGCAAAUCUCAUGACUGGUUCUUCUUUUCCUGAGACAGGAGAACAAAUUGAGAGUACCCCGCCUAAUGGAUUGGAGAAAGGUUUCCCUGGAAGACCAGAAGAAGGUCUCAGAAGGAAGUUCCCUUUAUUGACUUAUGGUUCCAACAGUACGAUCUUGUCAAGAAAUGAUUCUCAAUCUUCUUCUGAAAGUGCUUCCAUAGAUGAGCUAAGAUCACAGAGCAUCAGAACUUCUGCGGAGGAAAUUACUGGCAUCCACACUUUUGUUGCAGGACUAAAGGAAAUGGCCAAACUUGAUUACGAGAAGCAACUUGUUGAUGGUCAGGAAACAGGACAAACAGUUGAUAAGUUUGGAAAGGCUGUGAAAGAUGUAGGAGUUGAUCCAAUGUUUCCAGCACUGGAAGCUCCUUCAGAUUGGCCUCUGGAAUUUGAGAGGCAGCAGAAAAUGAUUCUUGAACUAUGGAAAACUUGCAAUGUGUCAUUAGUCCACAGAACCUACUUCUUCCUGCUCUUCAAGGGUGAUCCAACGGAUUCCAUUUACCUGGGGGUGGAGCUAAGGAGACUGUCUUUCCUCAAGAAAACAUUUUCUAAUGGAAGUCAGGCUGUGGAAGAUGGUCGGACUCUCACACAGGCUUCAAGCAUGAAGGCUCUUCGUCGUGAGAGAGAGAUGCUGAGCAAGCUGAUGCAGAAAAGGUUUUCAGAAGAAGAGAGAAAGAGACUUUACCAGAGGUGGGGUAUUGCGUUGGACUCAAAGCGCCGGAGGCUACAGCUGGCCAACCAACUAUGGAGCAACACCAACAAUAUGAAUCUCAUCAUAGAGAGUGCUGCCAUUAUUGCAAAGCUUAUCAGGUUUGUAGAGCAGGGGCGAGCCCUCAAAGAGAUGUUUGGGCUUAGCUUCACACCUACACUUGCAAAGCGGCGAUCCUUUAACUGGAAAAACAGCAAGGCAUCCCUUCUGUAAGCUUGUUUUAUGCCCCCCCCCACAUACAUGUACAAUUGUAGAGGUGAUUUGUUGAAUUGGACUGCCCAUAUAGCAUUCUUUUCACGAUCGAGAUUGAGGCAGAUUGUCUAUGAUUGUAAUAGCAACUCUAAAAAUCUGGCUUUCUGGUUUUGGUGUAUCUUUCAUGAAUAUAAUAUGUGCUUGUCAA